AAUAAAAUGGGGGCGUGGCAGAUGGAUCAUCAGAGAAAGUCUGCCAUCACCCCAUCAUGCGCUAUGCCCCAUGUAGUACGUAUGUACAUAGGCUGAUCAUGCUUAGCAGCUUCUGAUGAUAAGGUAGAGACUGAGUGGAGAUCAAGUGACUGUGAAGAUGCCUAUAGCCACGCGGAGUAGGAAGAGCAAGAGUUGCACUGUAGUGGGAGGAUGUGGUUUCCUGGGUCGCCACAUGGUAGAGACUCUACUAGACAGAGGAUAUCAUGUCAACGUAUUUGAUAUACGCAAGACUUUUGACAGCGAUCAAGUCACAUUCUUUAUUGGUGAUCUGUGCAACAAAGAGGAUUUGCUGGUGUCUCUGAGAGAUGUGAGUGUAGUGUUCCACUGUGCCUCACCAUCUCCAGCCUCCAAUAAUUGCGACCUCUUCCACAGGGUCAAUAUUGAGGGUACUCGCAGUCUAAUACAGUGUUGUAAAGAAGCUGGAGUAGCAAAGCUAGUACUAACCAGCAGUGCUAGCGUAGUGUAUGAGGGGAAGGAUAUAAAGAACGGAACAGAAGACCUGCCAUACGCAGUGCAACCUAUGGACCCAUACACUGAGACCAAGAUUCAACAAGAGAAGAUAGUAUUAGAGGCCAGUUGUGAUAAGCUGCUCACCGUGGCAGUAAGACCUCACGGCAUCUUUGGACCCAGGGACCCACUCUGUAUACCCACCAUUGCACAAACUGGCAAGGCUGGUAAAACAAGGUUCAUUAUUGGGGAUGGCACUAACAUAGUGGACUUUACGUAUGUUGUGAAUGUCGCCCAUGGUCACAUAAUGGCAGCGGAGGCUCUAACUACAGACUCUCCACUCCCGGGAAAAGCCUAUUUCAUCACUAAUGAUGCUCCCCUACCAUUCUGGGACUUCAUGUCACGUGUUCUGACUGGCCUCCAUUAUCCUGCCCCAGUGUACCAUCUUCCUUAUUGGCUCGUGUACACUCUAGCCCUACUACUCCAGUUAUUAGCUUGGUGUGUGUCUCCCAUCACCACUCUGACCCCAACCUUCACUCCAAUGAGAGUAGCACUGGCUGCCACUCACCAUUACUACAGCUGUGACAGAGCCAAGAGGGACUUUGGCUAUAAACCACUCGUCUCUUUUGAUGAGGCUCUAACCAAAUCUCUGGAACAUUUCAGUCAUCUAAGAAGAUCAUAGUCGGCCAUGCAUGCAGCUACACUGUACAUGUGUAGAUCGAUAGAUGUAAUUUUUUAGUUAAUAAGUUUUCAAUGGUUCAAAAGAUAUGCUAUUAGUGGUUGCCAUGUUAUCAGACAAGUUUUACAGUAAUUACUAUCAAUAAAAAUGAAUACAUGUUCAAGACUA
Molecule: messenger RNA, 1354 nt
Organism: Halichondria panicea
Lineage: Eukaryota; Metazoa; Porifera; Demospongiae; Suberitida; Halichondriidae
Product: sterol-4-alpha-carboxylate 3-dehydrogenase, decarboxylating-like
Exons: 7
Coding region: 158-1189 (343 amino acids)
Biological process (GO): steroid biosynthetic process
Molecular function (GO): 3-beta-hydroxy-Delta5-steroid dehydrogenase (NAD+) activity
Source: RefSeq, a predicted model, not a curated record